Messenger RNA from Baudoinia panamericana UAMH 10762, 906 nucleotides. RefSeq lists its product as uncharacterized. The record is from RefSeq and is a predicted model, not a curated record. Gene Ontology annotation, molecular function: nucleotidase activity. The coding region runs from base 1 to 906 and encodes 301 amino acids. The transcript is spliced from 2 exons. NCBI's taxonomy places the organism in Eukaryota, Fungi, Ascomycota, Dothideomycetes, Mycosphaerellales, Teratosphaeriaceae.
AUGCGAUCUACCGCCUUCGCUGCAGCUAUGCUGCCCCUCGCUACCGCAGCAGUCAAUGUAGUACUUUCCAACGACGACGGCUGGGCUGAAAUGAACAUCCGCUCGCUGUACGAUGGUCUCACUGACGCUGGCUUCAAUGUCAUCCUGUCCGCGCCAGCUGACAAUGAGUCGGGCACUGGAUCAGCCGACGCAGAGCCCACGACCGUAGGCAGACGAGGCUGUGAGUUCAUGUCCUGCCCGCCGGGCAGUCCGCCCUUUGGGUACAACGCAUCUAACCCGCGCUUCAACUACGUAAAUAGCUUCCCAGUAACAUCAAUGCGCUACGGCAUCCAAACCCUUGCUCCCCAUUUCUUCGGUUCAGCGCCAGACAUUGCCCUCGCAGGCUUUAAUGUUGGCACAAACCUAGGCCUAACGACCCAGAUCUCCGGAACCGUGGGCGCGGCGACGGAAGCAGCCAGAGAAGGCAUUCCCGCCAUCGCCUUCAGCGGCACCACUGGCGCCCAGGUCGGCUGGACCACGCCAUUGCAAACGUACCAGCAAGUCUACGCCGACCUUUCCACCACCGUGACAUCUGUGCUGGUGCACUCUGGACUUCCGUAUCUUCCCAAUAACAUCUGGUUGAAUGUGAACUACCCUGAUGUCAGCGACUCAAUCUGCUCGAGUCCUUCGGACUUCCGGUUCGUCUUGUCGAGGAUUAACAAUGCGGUGCCGUAUGUCACACCCAAGGACGUGUACACGUGCCAUAAUGACGGGAGGCUGCCGACUGAGACCGAAGUCGUGGAUACUGAGGGCUGCUAUGCGUCCAUUAGCGUGGGCGUGGCGACGACGAAGUUGGAUGCGGGCGCGGCUGAUCAGCAGGUUGUGCUCGACAAGCUGGAGAGUAUCCUGUCAUGCUUGCCCGCCUAA